GCUCUCAUUGCCCUCUCUCUCUCUCUCCGUUUUUUCUCUCUCUAAAAUCUAAAAAAGACAUUCUUCUCCGUUUUUCUGUUCAUCUUUUGUUUCUAUCCGCCCUAUCCUUUGUCUCUCACGUAGUAUCUGUCUUACAUAUACAUCACAAUAGGUAGCAGAAAUACAUCGAAGCAAUGUAUAGUUUGGAGAAAUCGUUGAGGGAAGACAAACUGAGGAAAAAUCCAAAAAACCCAUCAUUUUCUUCGAGUCUUCUCGAUGAAAUAUAUCGUUCCAUCGAUGACGGUGAUCAAAAGCCUGGAGAUUUGAAAAAUUACGGAGAAAGAACACUCAAAAAACAGAUCAUUAAAAGUGGUGCCACUGUCAGAGCAAGGACAAGUGACAGAGAAGACGAAGGGAUGGCUAGUCUCCGGCGGGCUUGUUUGAUCGAAAAGUGGAUGGAAAAAAGGGUGAGCGACAAAGUCACAGCUCGGCGGCGGGAGUCCUCGUUGCCGGAGAUGGACAGAAAGGCACUUCACGACAUCAAUGAUCCCCUGUUCUUCAGUUCAACUUCGAGCUCUUCCGAUUCUAGUUUCGGAGGAUUUUCAUCCUCUGAAACAGAAUCUUUUGGCUUUGCAAAAUCAAACUCUUCUUGUUUUACUGCGCCGUGGCCUAAACCGGUGAGAACCAGUGUUUCCGACCGAACAAGAAAGUUGGAAAACUCAAUCUCACAUGAACAAAGUGAUUUUUACUUCUUUGACGAUUAUCAAAAUCAUCAAACAAGCAAAGAAGAAGUCAGUUUGAUGAUGAACUCCAAAUCAAGGGCCUUGAAGAUUUAUGCAAAUCUGAAGAAGGUGAAACAGCCCAUAUCACCCGGAGGCCGAAUCACAAACUUCCUCAACUCUCUGUUCACCAAUGGGAAUGCCAAGAAGGCAAAGAACUCAGGCCCAGUUGGGGGUUAUGUGGAUGCUUGUUUUGAGAGGAAAACAAAGUUCACUCAAGAGUCCACAUGUUCAUCAGCUUCUUCCUUUUCAAGGUCAUGUUUGAGCAAAACUUCCCCAAAUUCAAGAGAAAAAAGGAAAAAUGGCAACAAAAGAACGGUCAGAUUCUUCCCAGUUGGUGUUAUUGUAGAUGAAGAUUGUCGUCCUUGCGGCCAUAAGUGCAUAUACGAUGAAGAUUCCGAGAAAUUAAGAUCUCCAUUGCCAAAACCUGCAGAAUUUCAGAAAACCCUUUAUACCCAGAGAAAUCUGAAAGUUGUGGAAGGGAAGAGAGAUAAUCUUAAAGGGUAUCAAAAUCACAAGAAGAAUAAUUUCAUGGUGUUAAGAAAUGAAGCUAACAACUAUGUCGACGAUGAUGAAGAUGAUUAUGAUGCAGCAAGUGAUUCGAGUUCGGAUCUGUUCGAGCUUGAUCAUUUGGCUUUUUUUGGAAAUAAGAGAUUCUGUGAGGACCUUCCGGUGUACGAAACAACUCAUCUUGCCAGGAAUCGUGCCAUCGCUAAUGGCUUAAUCUGUUAAUUUCCAUCCUUAGAAAUUGAAUCAAAUUGUUACAAUUUUAUUUCAAUUUAUUUAUUGUGUAUACUUUUGUGGGAGGUAUAAUAUUUAUCAUGUAUGUGCUUUGGUUAAAU
This is a messenger RNA of Ilex paraguariensis (yerba mate), 1600 nucleotides long. Lineage: Eukaryota; Viridiplantae; Streptophyta; Magnoliopsida; Aquifoliales; Aquifoliaceae. The record is from the annotation of a GenBank genome assembly.